Sorex araneus (European shrew) is the source of this 1450-nucleotide messenger RNA. RefSeq names its product hydroxyacylglutathione hydrolase (gene HAGH). Gene Ontology annotation, biological process: glutathione metabolic process. Gene Ontology annotation, cellular component: mitochondrion. The coding region runs from base 76 to 837 and encodes 253 amino acids. The record is from RefSeq and is a predicted model, not a curated record. Gene Ontology annotation, molecular function: hydroxyacylglutathione hydrolase activity. The transcript is spliced from 8 exons. NCBI's taxonomy places the organism in Eukaryota, Metazoa, Chordata, Mammalia, Eulipotyphla, Soricidae.
GGCGGGAGUCGAUUGGCCUCGGCGCGCCGACGUCACGCGGCAUCGCCGCCGCCGCCCCCGCCGCUGUCUCCGGUCAUGGUGCUGGGCCGCGGGCUGCUGGGCCUCGGGAGCCUGGCCGCGCGGGGCAGCGCCUUCGCCCGGCGCGUCGCGGGUCCAGCCCUACUGGGAUUCGCCUUCCAUCACACAGAGCUGAGGAAGAGUGGCACCGUGACCCAGGGCAGCAUGAAGGUGGAGAUGCUGCCCGCCCUGACCGACAACUACAUGUACCUGAUCAUCGACGAGGACACCAGGGAGGCCGCUGUCGUGGACCCGGUGCAGCCGCAGAAGGUGAUAGAAACAGCGAGAAAGCAGGGCGUGAAGUUGACCACAGUGCUCACCACCCACCACCACUGGGACCACGCGGGUGGCAAUGACAAGUUGGUGAAGCUGGCGCCUGGGCUGAAGGUGUACGGGGGGGACGAGCGUGUUGGAGCCCUGACCCACAGGGCCACACACCUCUCCACGCUGCAGGUGGGGUCUCUCCACGUUAAGUGCUUAGCGACGCCCUGUCACACAUCGGGACACAUCUGCUACUUUGUGAGCAAGCCCGGCACGUCCGAGCCCCCCGCCGUGUUCACAGGUGACACCUUGUUCGUGGCUGGCUGCGGAAAGUUCUUUGAGGGGACGGCGGAUGAGAUGUGCAAGGCCCUGCUUGAGGUCCUUGGCCGACUCCCUCCGGACACAAGGGUGUACUGCGGCCACGAAUACACUGUCAGCAACCUCAAGUUCGCGCGCCACGUGGAGCCCCAGAACACCGCCGUGCGAGAGAAGCUGGCCUGGGCCAAGGCGUCCACUUAGGAGGAGACAGGGUCCUGUCCGCUCACUGCAGAGGGACACAAGUGCUUUCCAGGGUCCCCCAUCUCAGCGCUGGUCCGAGGCUGCCCCCUGCACCCCGCCUGCUGCGCUGCCCUCCCGUGUGCCCGGGCAAGUGUGCUUUCUGGUCAUGGCUUCCGUGACGGGUUGGGUCUCCCUGUGCUCUGCCCCUGGGCAGCAGGCCCGGCAGUGUCCCCCUGCUGUGUCUUCUGUCUCUCAAAGAUGGGUGCUGUGUGUGCACGAGGCCCCGCCUCAGUCCCUCGUGCCACUGGGUCCCCAGCACUCCCGGGGAGCCCCCACAAACCCCUUACAUCUGAGAGAGAAACAGGAUUGCCUUCUGCCACCUAAGAAUCCCCUUCUGGGGUCGGAAAUAAGACAGGAGGCUGCCUGCGUCCCCCAGGCCGGCUCUGGGUGGGUCCUGCCCCUCAGCCCACAGUCCUGAUGUCUGUGCCUCUGGACAUGGUUUCGGUUCUCUUCUCUCUUGGUCUCUUCUCCUUACUAGCCAAGCUCUUGAGCAUUAACCAGAGUGCUAAGAAAGGGCGGGCGUAUCUGCUUCCCAGCUGUCAAGUGGUGGCGAGCUUCUCUUUCCCGGAAGCCU